Myxocyprinus asiaticus (Chinese sucker) is the source of this 3190-nucleotide messenger RNA. It is a transcript of the gene trim9, whose product is annotated as tripartite motif containing 9. Lineage: Eukaryota; Metazoa; Chordata; Actinopteri; Cypriniformes; Catostomidae. The coding region runs from base 84 to 2324 and encodes 746 amino acids. Gene Ontology annotation, molecular function: zinc ion binding; protein binding. The transcript is spliced from 12 exons. The record is from RefSeq and is a predicted model, not a curated record.
GGAGACGCAUCCGUACGGAGCUGCCAUCGGUAACGGUGGGAAUAUUCUGCAAUCGUUCACAAGGAUCCAGCUCGAAGAACAAGAUGGAUGAAAUGGAAGAGGAGUUAAAAUGCCCGGUGUGCGGCUCGUUUUUUCGUGAGCCCAUCAUCCUGCCCUGCUCGCAUAAUAUCUGCCUGGCCUGCGCCCGCAACAUCCUGGUGCAAACGCCCGACGCCGAAUCCCCGCAGAGCAGCCGCGCGUCCGGCUCCGGCGUGUCCGAUUAUGAUUACUUAGACCUGGAUAAGAUGAGCCUGUACAGCGAGGCGGACAGCGGCUACGGGUCUUACGGCGGGUUCGUGAGCGCGCCGACCACCCCGUGCCAGAAAUCUCCCAACGGGGUGCGCGUUUUCCCCCCUACCAUCCCUCCUGCGUCCCAAGCGCACCACCACCUGCUGCCCCACACCGGCGUCUUGCCGCCGGUCCCUCGCAAUUCCUGCCUCACCUGUCCGCAGUGCCACCGCAGCCUAACGCUCGACGACAGGGGGCUCCGGGGCUUCCCCAAGAACCGCGUGCUGGAGGGGGUGGUGGACCGGUACCAGCAGAGCAAAGCGGCCGCGCUCAAGUGUCAACUGUGCGAGAAGAACCCCCGCGAGGCGACGGUGAUGUGCGAGCAGUGCGACGUGUUCUAUUGCGACCCGUGCCGCCUCCGUUGCCACCCGCCUCGGGGUCCGCUGGCCAAGCACCGACUAGUGCCGCCGGCGCAGGGCAGGAUCAGCCGCCGCGCGAGUCCACGGAAGAUCUCCACCUGCACCGAGCACGAGCUGGAGAACCUGAGUAUGUACUGCGUGCAGUGUAAGACCCCCGUGUGCUACCAGUGUCUGGAGGACGGCAAACACUCCACUCAUGAAGUCAAAGCUCUGGGGGCGAUGUGGAAACUCCACAAGAUCACAAAUGAAGGUGGAGGUCUCUUGGUGGAUGGUUGUCAUAGCAAUGGCCAGCUCUCUCAAGCAUUAAAUGUUCUGUCUGAUCGGGCCACAGAGGCCAAAGAGUUUCUUGUGCAGCUCAGAAAUAUGGUACAACACAUACAGGAGAAUGGAGUUGAAUUUGAAGCAUGUUUGGUUGCCCAAUGCGAUGCCCUGAUUGAAGCACUCAACCGCAGGAAAGCUCAGCUGCUUAGCAGAGUAACCAAAGAGCACGAGCACAAACUCUCAGUUGUUCGUGAUCAGAUAUCUCACUGCACAGUGAAGCUGAGGCAGACCACAGGACUGAUGGAAUACUGUCUGGAGGUCAUCAAAGAGAACGACCCCAGCGGCUUUCUGCAGAUCUCAGAUGCUCUGAUAAGAAGGGUCCAUAUGACAGAGAAUCAAUGGGGGAAGGGCUCUCUGACCCCUCGCAUGAGCAGUGACUUUGACCUGACACUGGACAGCGGACCCCUGCUGCAGACCAUACACCAGUUAGACUUUGUCCAGAUGAAGGUGCCGGCUGCUCCUAUACUUCAGUUAGAGGAGUGCUGUACUCAAACCAACAGUACUACUCUGUCGUGGAAGCAGCCACCCCUCUCCACCAUCGCUGUAGAUGGAUACAUUUUAGAAUUGGAUGAUGGGAAUGGAGGCCAGUUUAGAGAAGUAUAUGUUGGCACAGAAACUAUCUGCACAGUGGACGGUCUGCACUUCAACAGCACUUAUAAGUCUCGCGUUAAAGCGUUUAACUCCAGCGGAGUUGGCCAGUACAGCAAAACUCUUGUAAUGCAGACAUCAGAGAUGAGUCUACCUUCAUAUGGUUGUACAUUUCUGGCAGCAGUUGCCUGGUUUACCUUUGACCCUGCAUCAGCACACCCUGACAUCAUCUUGUCUAACGACAACCUCACAGUGACGUGUAACAGCUAUGACGACCGUGUCAUCAUGAGCAGCACAGGAUUCUCCCGUGGUGUGCACUACUGGGAGAUGACAAUCGAUCGAUAUGACAACCACCCUGACCCUGCAUUUGGAGUCGCGCGGGUUGACGUGAUGAAAGAUGUGAUGCUGGGGAAGGAUGAUAAAGCCUGGGCCAUGUAUGUGGACAACAAUCGCUCCUGGUUCAUGCAUAACAACUCACACACCAACCGUAUGGAUGGAGGAAUAAGUAAAGGAGCGACUGUGGGUGUGCUCCUGGAUUUCACUCGUGGGAUUCUAUUGUUUUUGAUUAAUGAUGAGCAACAGGGACCCGUUGCCUUCAACACACUAGAGGGCAUGUACUACCCCGCCAUCAGCCUCAACCGCAACGUUCAGGUGACUCUUCAUUCUGGACUGCCUAUUCCGGAUUUUUAUACACCUGGAGAUUCUGAACCUGCAGGCUCAGUCUGCUGAAGAGUCCUUAUACACAACUGAUACACACUCAUACACAAACACACAUUCACAGACAAGUGCACAUGGAUUCAGCUGUGAGUGCUUGGUAAUGGAAAAUGCUGCUGACAGUCAUUAAUGAGUUUUAACGAGGAUUGAGAGUGCUGAAAUGUAAACGGACCUGAUAAAUGUGAGGGUUAGGGUCAGCCUAACCCAAACCUUAACUCUAACCCAGAUGUAUGUGAGGUAAAUUAAUACUGAAAUCAUUUUCCUCUCUUUCUUACUCUUUUUCUAGAUAUUAUUAUUAUUAUUAUUAUUAUCAUUAUUAUUAUUAUUGAUGUUAUCAUUGUUCUUUAAUGGAAAAGGUGCUCAUGGAUGUGAACUCCCAGCUUACUGGAUUUUAACAGAUGUCUGUCUGUUGUUUCAUUAUUAAAUCUUCUGUGAAGUUAAGCUUAGAAAUAAGUUACUGAUGUGUUAGACCUUCGAUGACGCAUUUUUACAUUAAUCUAAAAAAGUUCUGUUGCAUAUAAAGGUGUUCUAAUGGUGACUUUAUAACUGCAGGUUGAAGUGAAGACAGAAACUAGAGUAAAAUGUUUGUGUUCCAUUUUUUACUACAACCUCCGACUGUGUAUUACACCUCAGUUAAUGUUACAUCCUUACUAACCUCGAACACCCAUCACUAAACUCAAACUCUAACCCAAGCCUUUUCCCUGAUUCCAAAUCCUAUUUCAAACCCAAACCUAAUCCCUAAACCCAAACUCUGUUAACCCUGACAUAAACCAGAGGCCGAUUUUAAAGGAAUAGUUCACCCAAAAAUGAAAAUUCUUUCACUCUCAUGCCAUCCCAGAUGUGUAUGACUUUCUUUCUUCUGCAAAACACAAAUGAAGAUU